Prunus dulcis (almond) is the source of this 801-nucleotide messenger RNA. Its product is annotated as glucan endo-1,3-beta-glucosidase-like. The transcript has 2 exons. Gene Ontology annotation, cellular component: extracellular region. The record is from RefSeq and is a predicted model, not a curated record. Bases 7 to 801 code for a protein of 264 amino acids. NCBI's taxonomy places the organism in Eukaryota, Viridiplantae, Streptophyta, Magnoliopsida, Rosales, Rosaceae. Gene Ontology annotation, biological process: defense response.
AUUCCGAUGAUGAAGACCCUAGUAGUAGUCCUCAGCUUCAGCUUAACCAUCCUUUCCUUCGGAGGUGCACAUGCAGCAACAAUUUCUUUAAGAAACAAUUGCCCCUACACGGUCUGGCCAGCAACCCUAACCUCCGAUGGAAAACCUCAAUUAUCAACCACAGGGUUCGAGUUAGCAUCCCAAGCUAGCUUCCGGCUAGACACUCCAGUGCCAUGGAGCGGCCGCUUCUGGGCCCGAACUGGAUGCUCCACGGACGCCUCUGGAAAUUUCGUCUGCGCCACCGCAGACUGUGGCUCUGGUCGGGUCACGUGCAACAGUAUAAACAGUACCGAUGGCAUUCCGCCUGCAACUUUAGCGGAAUUCAGUAUUCCAGCAGGCGGAGGACAAGAUUUCUACGAUGUUAGUCUUGUUGAUGGCUUCAACUUGGCCAUGUCUGUGACUCCACAAGGCGGUACCGGCGACUGCAAGACGGCUACUUGCCCUGGGAACGUGAACGCAGUUUGUCCGAGUGAGCUGCAAAAGAAAGGGUCCGAUGGGAGCGUGGUUGCCUGCUUGAGUGCAUGUGUUAAAUUCGGUGAGCCAUGGUACUGUUGCACUCCGCCUCAAAACACUCCGGAGACAUGCCCACCGACAAAUUACUCUCAGAUAUUCGAUGACCAAUGCCCCGACGCUUACAGCUAUGCUUAUGAUGACAAGAGUUUAUUUACGUGCAGUGGUGGACCUAACUACCUCAUUACUUUCUGCCCACCAGGUUCCUGUUGUGGUGAAAUUUACGUACAUAUAGGGGCUCUGGACAUGUAA